This is a messenger RNA of Chenopodium quinoa (quinoa), 2114 nucleotides long. RefSeq lists its product as uncharacterized. Lineage: Eukaryota; Viridiplantae; Streptophyta; Magnoliopsida; Caryophyllales; Amaranthaceae. The record is from RefSeq and is a predicted model, not a curated record. The transcript is spliced from 5 exons. Bases 689 to 991 code for a protein of 100 amino acids.
CUAAACACUUAUUAAGCAAGCUUUAUCCCAGGUAAACACAUUGGUGACAACAUUCUCUUGGCUACUAAAUUGAUUAAAGGUUACACUCAUAAAUUCAUCACCCCUAGAUUGGGGAAGUUCUUAUUGGAUAAAAAAAUUUAAAAAAAAAAAAAAAAAAACGUGUAAAUUGUUGGGGUGGCUGUUUUUUUUUUUUCUAUUCUUUUUUUUUUUAUCCAAUAAAUAAUUGACACGUGCAAUGUGGGGCCCACUAACGGUUUUUUGGAUGGAAAACGUUAAUGGGUAGUGCUAUCCAAACUUUUUCAAACUUGCGGGUAGUUGUAAACAAAUAAAAAAAAAUGGGUAAUUGUUCACAAAUGAUUCUAUCUUACGGGUAGUUCUAGACAAAAUUCCCAUAGAAUUAUGUAGUUUUAAAAUAAAGGUAUUUUAGUCAUUUUAUUAGAGUUGCUUAAAUUAGUCGAUUCAACUCCUGCCCUUCAAUUUCUCGAAAAAAAAAACACUCCUACGCUUCAACUCCAUUGAGGUGUACUCUGUAAUCUGUAUUCCUCCAUUAAAGCAUCUUCUAACCUUCUCUCUCCUCCAUUGAAACAGAUUUACAAUGUCAGAGAGCAUGGAUGAGAUCAAAAUUAUUGGAAAUAAUCAUCCUGAAGAUGUCAAAUGGCUUUGUUCACUAUCUUAGUCGAAACUUGACAUGCUUAUCAGCCUAAAGAAGCUUGCCCUUCAACGAGCUCAAGCCGUAGGGCAUGAAAGUCUAGCCCAGAAAUUUGAUCUGAAAAUGCUCCGAGCGCUUGGAUUUAUAUUGAUGCAACACAUCAGAGGAGAAGUAAAUGAAUUGCAAUUGACAGGAUUAACUGGGUUGGCAGAUCUGGUAAAUGGAUGUAAUCUAUUGAAAUUGAAUAGAGUAAAGACGGGAGAGCAAGCAAACACAGGAGAACAAUCAGACACUGGAAGUCAAGCAAAUGCAAAGACUGGAGGUCAAGCAAAGGCAAGGUAAGGUGGGACCUAAGUUAAAAAGAAUGAAAACUGAUAUGAGAACUCUGUAGACCAAGACUAACACAAAGAUAGAAGAGGUUUUUGGUAAAUCUCUAUUGUUGGAUGAUUUGAUCUGUGAACUUGUACAUUAAGCUUUGCUACUUGCUAUAAUUAUUUCUUCACAUUAUUUCAUGCUCAAGUAGUUGCUAACAUAGAUGUAUUUGUAAUUGUUAAGACUUAGGGUACCUUUUACUUCUUGCAACCUACAUUUUCCCGGUGUGCCUUAUGUGAAAGGUAGGCUCUGGUUGUGGGAAGCAUAGCUGCAGUCUUUUGUUAGAAUGUGUUUAUCGGUAAUAUUUCCAUGUGGUUUGGAGACCAAUAAUGCCUUGCUAUGUGAAAUGUGGUUAGCUCCGGUUGUUGAAGGAUCAUUGUAUCGAUCAUUUUAGAAUGUUUUUGUUGGUAAUUUUUCCUUGGGGCCUGUUCACAUCCUUGUGAAGUUUUUAGUGUUAGGAUACUUUAUUAUUUAUCUUGGAUGUGGAUUAUGAUGUUACAUGUUUCUCCCUCGUGGUUAAUGGCUCAAUGUCAUGUCAGUCCUUUGUCUCUGGCAAAAUUAGAAUGGAAUGGAUAGCAAAAUUUACAAAAAGAUUCACUUUUCAUUCUAUACAAGGGAUCAUUUUUUUUAUUCUGCUAUCAUUGUUGUUAUGCUUACCUUGCCAAUUAUGAUGUCAGUGGUAUAAUAAUGGGAGCCUGAUGAAGUAUUUAAGAAAUGUUCAUUGUUGGUGUUUAGUUUCUAUAUUCUAGGUCCAAAUCAUAAUAAGGCCUUGAAGUUGCAGUAGUAGUAGCCGUUGGGGUAGUGGGGAACUGCAUUUCAUUAAUUAAUACACUUGAGGUGGUAAAUCUACAUUGAGGAAAAAAUUGAAGGAUUCUAGAAGGGUGAUCAAGGUCAUGAUUGUCCUGUUUUCUUUUCAGUCACAAGGUUGUUAUUGGUGAGGGAUAAUCAUCUUGAGAUAGAGGUGCAUAUUCAUGUUAAUAGGAUAUCUUCUUUUAACUUGUUAGCUCAUAAAAAAACGUGAAACGCUAAACAUCGCCCGCAAUUUACCAUAUAAAGCCCACAAAUAUGAUAUGGUUUGACCAUUAUGCCCUUU